This is a messenger RNA of Homarus americanus (American lobster), 4006 nucleotides long. RefSeq names its product S-adenosylmethionine synthase-like (gene Sam-S). Gene Ontology annotation, cellular component: cytosol. Bases 212 to 1432 code for a protein of 406 amino acids. Gene Ontology annotation, biological process: S-adenosylmethionine biosynthetic process. The record is from RefSeq and is a predicted model, not a curated record. The transcript has 7 exons. Gene Ontology annotation, molecular function: ATP binding; methionine adenosyltransferase activity. NCBI's taxonomy places the organism in Eukaryota, Metazoa, Arthropoda, Malacostraca, Decapoda, Nephropidae.
GAAUCACAGAACAAGACAGACCAUCAACACACACCAUCUAGGUCUGAGUGGUGGUGUCAACCCUCAUUAACUCACCUGUUUUAGGGGUCGUUUUGAAGUUACCGGGUUGGGUGCGCACGACGGUGAUCACGUGACUACUCCCAGGCUUAUAAAUACCGGCAGCGAGUUAUAUUCUGCCUCUUUUCCACUCAGCGUUGACGAGACCCACACGAUGCCCGAGUCCGCCUCCUCGUACACGAAUGGCUACGCUCCUGGCACGGGGGCGGAGUGUGAAGACAUGGAGACGUUUCUUUUUACUAGUGAGAGUGUAGGAGAGGGACAUCCAGACAAAAUAUGUGACCAAGUCAGUGAUGCAGUGCUGGACGCUCACCUCACCCAAGACCCCGAUGCUAAAGUUGCUUGCGAAACAUGUACAAAGACUGGAAUGAUCCUUAUUUGUGGGGAGAUCACAUCCAAGGCACAAGUCGACUAUCAGAAGAUUGUUAGAGACACAAUAAAGAAAAUUGGUUAUGACGAUUCUGGCAAGGGCUUUGACUACAAGACUUGCAAUGUUCUCCUGGCCCUGGAGCAACAGUGUGCUGAAAUUGCUAAAGGGGUUCACAUUGGGCGCAGUGACGACGACAUUGGCGCAGGCGACCAGGGAUUGAUGUUUGGUUAUGCCACUGAUGAGACGGAUGUGUGUAUGCCCCUGACAGUGGUCUUGGCACACCGUCUGAAUCAAAAGAUAGCGGAGUUGAGGAGAGACGGAACCUUAUGGUGGGCACGACCCGACAGCAAGACACAAGUCACCUGCGAAUAUACCUUUGAUCAUGGAGCUGCCAUCCCCAGACGUGUACACACAAUCGUUGCUUCUGUACAACAUUCGGAAAAGAUAACGGUAGAAGCACUGCGUGAAGAAAUCAUGGAGAAGGCCAUUAAAGCUGUCAUCCCUGCAGAAUAUCUCGAUGAUGAGACAAAGUAUCACAUUAACCCCUGCGGAGAGUUCAACGUGGGUGGACCUCAGGGUGACGCCGGGCUUACUGGCAGGAAGAUCAUCGUCGACACAUACGGUGGGUGGGGAGCGCACGGAGGUGGAGCUUUCUCGGGCAAGGACUACACUAAGGUGGACCGCUCGGCUGCCUACGCUGCCAGAUGGGUCGCCAAGUCUCUAGUGAAGAACGGAAUUUGCAGACGUUGUUUAGUACAGGUGUCAUAUGCCAUCGGCGUGGCCGAGCCAGUAAGCAUCAGCAUUUUCCACUACGGAACCUCAAAGUACACUUCCCAGCAGCUACUGAAGAUUGUAAAGCACAACUUUGAUCUACGGCCAGGACGCAUUGUUAAAGAACUAGGCUUGAAGAGGCCCAUCUACAGCGAAACUUCGUGCUACGGACAUUUUGGACGAGAACAGUUCCCGUGGGAACAGUCCAAGAAAUUGAUCAUUCCAAAACUUUAAGAAUUGUUAGGAGUCCAUAAAGCCAUUAUUAAUGGGAUAGUCGGUCCUGCCGGGCUUAGGCUGUACUGUACUGGACAGUCUACUCUGGCAGUACAGGCUGGCAUAUAUAUAAUCGUAGAGAUAGACGAGUCGGUCUGCUUAUAUUUAAUCAUUUAAAUUUCAUUAUAAUACUGUAAUUGCACUUUUGUGUCGGGCAGGCACGCGGGCUUGUGCGUUCUUGUGCACUCGGGCAUGUGUGUGUGUGCUUGUGCAUCCUGGUGACGAAUAUGGUGCUCAAUUGGGGGUGCCUUAUGCGACACCUGACCUGUACCAGCCCCAACCGUGAGGACCCCUGCGAGGCGACCACAGUUUUAGGAUGGCACAGGCGAUGGCUCUCGGCCAGGCUGCACCCCUCGUCUGUGUUAUACUUGAAGCUGCAAAUGUGUAGGAAGAGCAAGAUUUCCCCUAGAGUUUUUUAUAUAAGAUCUACGCAUUUGUGUUGUGUUUACGAAAAUUCUAAUGGAAAAGAGCAUUUCCUUAAACACUCCGGCCGCCUUCCUCGGAGGAAACUGAAAAAAUUACCAAAUCCUCAUGUGUUGGGAGUCAUCUUAGCUUUUAAUUUUUGAUCAAGACUGUUGUAAAAGAUAUGUAUGUAUGAUGUACAUUGUAUUUAUUAUGAUCAGGCUAUUGUAUACAAUGUUACUUGUAUCAUGGCAAAUAAAAGUGAGAAAGGUAAUAUAUUUAGCUGUUCUCACCUCCUGUGUGGUUGUGCUUCAGCUGAUUAUGGGAACCUGUUGUGUUUUCCCUGUUGGCUUCUGUACAUCAAUGGUUUCCUUUACUUGUCUUAACACAUUUUAAGAUAAAUCUACUAAAGUUGAAACUAUUAACAAAAAAGUUUUCCCCGAACAAAUGGAAAAUUAGUGAUGGUCAAGUUGCAAAAUACAUUAACAAGAAAGUCUGUUGACAUGAAUUUAAAACUAUGAAUUGGUUGAAGAUCUAUAAUCAUUUAGUGUUAAUGAAUUCAAGGUAACCUUUUGACCCAAUACUCCUAAUGGGAACCUGACAAUUAUGUGCUGCGUGAAUGAUUGUGUGUAUUUUAUAUAUUUUGUUUUGUCCUUUGAGAAAAUGCCUUGAUAUUGGCAGUGCAAGAAGGAUAAAUCUUGAAGACAUGACCUUGACAAACAUACUGAACACCUGCCCUCAAACAGUCCACCCACCCAUAUUAAACCUAGCCAAGAAAUCUGUUUAAACUCCACUAAUAAUAUUAUAAAGUAAAUUACAGUCCUUUAUGGAUGUACUGAAGUUCUGUUGCCAUUUGGAUGUUUGUUUUGAGUUUAGACAUGACUCGUGAAGAAAUUAAAUUCAUAGUAGACAAGUAGUCCCCUUUACAGAGUACGUAGUUAGCACAUCACGAUACUGUUGGGUGUUUUUUGUUUUAAUAUGCUGGAAUUCUCUGUAUGGUACUGUAUUGUGGUGUUGUCACUGAAAACAGGAGGAGGAUGAUAUAGUUGACAUCCUGGGUGUAUCGAUUCUACCAAGAUUACGUUUACUGGAUUGUGCUUAGUUGUGACUGAUAACGAACACUGAUAUUACAAGAACCGAUGGUCAUUUGUGAGUGGAGUAGGUGCCCAAGAAAAUAAUCUAAUGAAAUGUCAUCCACCGUCCUAACUUUUGAAGAGAUCCGUAUACCCCGUAUACCAAAUGUUGACGAGUUUGUCAGGGAUAUCAAAGUGCCACGAAAAUGUAAAAUAUAAUAAUAACAUGUAUUAACACUUGUCACAUAAGCCGACAGGCACUGUGGGUGAUGAGUGGAAGGGCUGAUUUAUGAUCAUUGCAACGCCUACUGAUAGAUUACCCUCCUUACAAUAACCCAGUGGGAUAACAAGAAAUAACAGUGAAAGGAAGAAUGAAUAUGGAAAAAUAACAUUGCUAAUAAGUUAAUACAGUAGAUGUUACUGAAAGAUCAAUGUGGAAUUAACGAAAAUUAAUUUUUUUUAACCAAAAAGAUAAAAUGCUGGACAGGUAUAAGAUAAAAUGUGGGAUAAUGUUAUUUAGAGAUCAACUUGAUGUUGGUAGGGAUUAAGGCACAAUGAAAAUAAAUAGUGAAAUAGAGCUGCACUGGGCAGUCUGAGUAAGAAACAAUUUACUGUAGAUUAAAUGUAUUGCUUAAAGAGGAUGUCAUUAGCCCUUAAUACAAAACAAGUAAUACAAAUUUUUAACUUUGUAUUUUAUAUUACUAACAAUGUGAAGUAAAGUAUAUUGACCCUAAAAUAAUGAAACUGUUGACAAUAUGGUUUGGACACAAGUUUUAUCAUUCCAUUUUACCUGUAAUAACAAAGUUGUCUCCCCGUGUAGAUGCCAGUGUAUAACAGUUUGACACAGUGUGAUGGUUUGUUAUGGCGUUAUAAUAUACUGUGCAUUAAAGAUACGACCAUAAUAAUUAAUGUGAAUUGACCAUGUAUCGUCCCUAACCCCGCAGGACUCAACACACCCUUAAGCUACUUGUAAUGUUUUAAUGUUAACUUGUAAUUACUGUAUACUAAUCACACUUGUUUCUGUAUCUCUGUGUGUGGAAUAAAAGUAUAUAAUGUUUGA